Molecule: messenger RNA, 1377 nt
Organism: Leishmania major strain Friedlin
Lineage: Eukaryota; Euglenozoa; Kinetoplastea; Trypanosomatida; Trypanosomatidae
Exons: 1
Coding region: 1-1377 (458 amino acids)
Source: RefSeq, a predicted model, not a curated record
AUGACCCUCAUGCACGACGACGUGCUCGUUGUCGCCGGAGUGUCCGUGUGCCAUGUGUCGUGGUUUGCCGUAGAUACCCACAGCCUGCUGCUGGCCUCCGCCACCGCUGAUGCAGCACGAAUCUCUCAGAAAGACCGGUGGCAGCAGCAAAGACCACAUGAUGGGGGCACAUGGACGGAGAACGAAGAUGUUCAGCUCGACUUUGUGCUUUACGGCGCGAAGGCGAGUGCCAUGAACGAUACGAGUGAGGUCGUCGACUACACCUUCCUCACAGCGCAGCCGCAGCCAUCACGGGUGCCUGGCGAGGCUCUGGUAGCGUACCAGGCGCGCUUAAAGCACUGGAUGGAGACCUGUUAUGCGGCGCACUACGCCGCACGCUUCAUUGACCACCUGCGCAGCGCCUCCCCAGCACUUUCUUUCGAAUACGACUCGGUGCUGAAGCUGAUCAGCUCGGCAGAUGGGCAGCGCACGGUGCGUGGUCUUGUCGCGCCUGCAUUGGACGGCAGCGGCCACCAUCUCAUCAGCUUCACCGUACCGUUGUUCGUGACGGGGCGGGCAGCGAAGGUGUUUCAAUCGCUGAACAACGUUGCAGUGCUGUAUUGCACGAUGUCCCAUGUCAAGUGGAAGCCAUCGUACCAGCUGACCAGCGUCGAGGCCGACGUGCACACGCGCUUCCGCACGGCUCAGCGCACUGGCAGGAUUACUCUCAUUGCAGAGUCGGUAGUGCUGCGCCUUCGCGACGCUGCUGCUGCUGGCGGAGAAGCGGGUGCCACAACGGAGGGGCGUGCUGCCGACUCCCUCAUCUCAUUUUUGCACAGCUGUGUCGAUUUGUACGGCCUUCCGCGACUAUCUAUGGCGCAGCAGGGUGCCGGCUUCCUGGAUCAUAUUCCACGACUGGAGCAUACGCUGUACCGCCGCAUCCGCGAGCCGCUGCACUUUAUGAAGCUGGUUCUAGGGCUCAUGGCAGACUUUGGCAGCCCAAUCGACGUCAGCGCGAGCUGCAGAGCAUUGACCGCGACGGUUGACAGUGCCACGCCGCAACUGCCAUUGCCGUGGUCGCCGCAACAGCAGCAGCAGCAGCACCCACCGCCGAUGCGCAGGACGGCCACGUUCUGUGUUGUGGAUCGCACCACAGCGAUGAGCUUUACCAUUGGCCUCCACUACCAGAGCGGUGAUGAAUUCCCGUCAGUGGAGACGACGUGCAACCAGUACCUGGAUGCCCAACACGGCGCAACGGUCUCUCGCAGGGUGAAGUUCUCAAGGAGCGCCUCGAGUAUGCGCAAGGACGAUGACGGCUUCCUCGAUGUUGAGGAUCUGCGCGUCAUAGUGGUGCGCGAGACACUCGAGUGCAUGUCGGGUUCCGCGGCCCUGGCCUGA